Cyanidioschyzon merolae strain 10D is the source of this 2811-nucleotide messenger RNA. RefSeq lists its product as hypothetical. The transcript has a single exon. The coding region runs from base 1 to 2811 and encodes 936 amino acids. The record is from RefSeq and is a predicted model, not a curated record. NCBI's taxonomy places the organism in Eukaryota, Rhodophyta, Bangiophyceae, Cyanidiales, Cyanidiaceae.
AUGUCGUCACUUGAGCCGGGAAAAUACCCGAGCGGACCCCGUCUUGUGCGACCUCGGAUCGAACUCUUCCGGGAGGGAUGCCCCUGCGGCAGCAUUGCCGCCGGCCAAGUCCAGCUCUAUCCGCAAGGCCUGCCUGCCGAGGCGCUCAAAACGCUGGAGACCCAAACACGAGACGUUGCCAACGUCGACCAGCUCGACUGGGAGGCGCUGCACGCUGACUGGUUCGCAGCACAACGCUCGCAUGGUCUACGUCAGAAAGCGACCAAUCAUCGCCUCCCAAUACCAAAGCACCCUCUGAACUUACAGUUCAGCGCCGAUGAAGUGCUCGUUGGACCCGCUCUGGAACCAGUCGCAUCGACACCUGAAACCAAGAGCACACGCGAAUCCACAUCUUCAUCUACCGUGGAACAGGACAAACUCGACCUCUCCCGUCAACAAGUGAUUCUCCGAGGCCAUGCGGUACUCCAGGUCGGUGAUGCCGCCAUCCGGGCCCCCGGCAUGCUCCUGGAUAUGCCACGCGGCAUCGUGCAGGCCGCGGGACCCGUCAUCUGUCGAUGGGGGGCGUAUCAGAAUCCGCCACUGGCGGCUCCGUCAACCUCUUCUGUGGCGGAUGCUCCUUCAACGUCACAGGCAGAGGACUGGUCGCCUCACGGCGGUGUUCUGGUGGGCGGGCGCUGCACCUACGACCUGGAGCAGCGCCGACUGACCUGUGAUCGGGUCGCGGGUGCACUGCGGAUCCACAGGGCGGUACCUGACCAGGAAGAGCAUUUACUGCCAGCUCUGGAGACGUUUGAUGAGGUCACCGCGCUUGGCCUACCCUGGGGCCGAAGCUUCUUCCGUCGUCUGAAGGACAGUGAACCGCAGGGUGCUCGCGGCUGGCAAACGCGCUCUCGAGCUUCGAACAGCGCCUACCGACAAACGGCACAGACGAAUAUCGUUCAACCGGAGGCUGCUGCUGCUGCUGCUGCUGGAAGCCGCCCUCAUGACAGGGAUAUGCAAACUCUCGCAACAAUGAGUACCUACGACCCCGAGGCCGCUUACUUGCGGCUUCGUGCGGAACGAGUGCAACUUCGUAUGGGACCCGCACGCCUUCGCGAAUGGGUCGCCGACCAACCCCGGCUCGCGGAGGCUAUUCACUUCAGCGAACGUGCCCUCUACGAUGCGCGACUCGAGUGGGAUCCCAGUAGUGGACCGAAACACCCCGGUGCACAGCUCGAGGCGAGUCGGUUGUGCUGGCACGACCGGCCACACCAGGAGCCGGAAAUGCGUAUCCAGCGUGCGCUGCUGAAGGUCAACAAACGUUUGGCGCUGCCCGUGUUGCAGCGUCAACUGAGCCUCGGCCAAGGAGGUCUCUCUCCUGCCGCUCUCGACCAGUUGUUGGAUCUGGGUCGCAGUAUGACGCGAUUUGCGUACGAUGUGGAGCAGCACGGCGGUUUCUACCUCUCUUGGCCGCUCUGGACGGAUUCACUCCAGGCACCAGCUGGUACUCGUGUACACGGGCAAGUCGAUCUUCUGACGCGCUUGGCGGCUUCGAUACCUUUUCUGCGUCGUUGGGUUCUGCACGCAUCGCUCGCGUUGCGUAACCAGAGAACCAGUUUUGGUCGCAUUCGUGCACAUGUGCAGUUCUGGCUCGAGCAGCCGUCAACGUCGGCUCGGAGUAGCGGACGCAUCGCUGUCGUAGCGGGCAGUGGCGAGGCGUCAGACGACGACCGUUUGGUGCCUGCUGGUGCUACGGCAGGUGCCGCGCAUCCGACGGAGGCCAGCUCGCGGUUAACUGCGGAAAACCCCCGCCAGCGUCAGCAGAUGCGGCAGGCGCUCGUAGCGGACGCUGCACUUGCAGCAGCGCGUAGCAGCACAUCGAGCCGCAACUCGACGGAGUUGAACGUGAGCGCUGCGAGACGCCCCGCUCUUCGCGAUGGAUUGCGUAGCUCGGGGCGUGUCGAGCUGCUUUUCGGUGGAUCGCGAUCCUUCCAGCUAUCGUAUCAUUCGGAUGAGGUUGCGUUUCAGCCGUUUCUGCCCCUGGAGGUGCACGCUACCGCAGACGAGGUCACAUGGCCGCUUCCACGCAGCUGUCCGUGGACCCGACUCGGCCGUCACUGGCUCGCGCGAGGUACGCUCUGGCAACGGCGACGUGUUUCGGCACCGGAGCCACGAGCCCGCGUCCUCGAGGGUGUGCAUAUCGGGUACGAACGGGUGGAUGCGGCGGUGCUGCCGUCGAGUGCACUGCUAUCGACUGUGCCCGCUCGUAGCGUUGUCCGAACGGACGAGCGGGUCCAGCGGAUGGUGAUUCAGUACGGAGUGCAGGUAGAGAGCCUGCUCUAUGCAGGUCGACGCACGCGUGCCCAGCGCACUCGACCGUACCUGGCGAGUUUUGCGGCGUUGGAUGCUCGACUCGAACGUACGCGAUGCUCGUUUGACCAAGAGCCGUGGACGCUACGCGGUGCGCUGGUAGGCGGUCUACGCGCCCAGUUCGGAUGUUUCCAGCGUCGCUUUUUGGACGCCACCGGAUUCCUCAUACGCGUGCGACAAUCGUUUGGAGUGCCGAGUCCACUGCUUUACCAGUACGAGGCGUUUCCGACGAGUCUGCACCUGGGUUGCGGUCAACAGGUCUGGGGACCCUUGCGCGUAGCCGCUGAACGGGUCUGGCUCUACUGCAGCGGGUACUCGUCGCCGUUGUGCGCUGCAAAGGACUCGUUUGUGCCGCUAGAGACCAAUUACGUUGUUGAAUGGCAACAACCAACGUUUAAGAUUGGCAUGAUUUGGAGUGCUGAACGCCACCAGGGCCAAGUGCGCGCCUCCAUGACCUGGUAA